Molecule: messenger RNA, 489 nt
Organism: Acaulospora morrowiae
Lineage: Eukaryota; Fungi; Glomeromycota; Glomeromycetes; Diversisporales; Acaulosporaceae
Source: the annotation of a GenBank genome assembly
AUGUCCGCAACUUUACUGUUACCCUCUCGUGUCUUUUUAUUAACUAGGCCUUCGUUGAAAAGAACACAUAUGUGGAUACGCAGUUACUCUAGAAAGACCGACAGUAUCUUGGACGUUUUUCGAAUUAGAAUUGACCUAAUCGAUGUUAAUCAUAUUCCAAAUGCGUCCAACCUUAAUACAAAAAUUCUUAAUUUUCAAAGUGAUGUACAUGAGGCCAUAUUAAAGUUUCAGUGCGAUGUAGCAGAAGAAAGAUUCAAUUUGUUAGAAAAGAAGGAAGGAGAAAAACUCGAUUUGCUAAAAAGAAAAGAAGCAGAAAAAUUGAAUAUGUUAGAAUGUAUGAAAGAAGAAAAAUCAAGACUCUGGAAAGAAAAGGAAUCCGAAAAGGUUAAGAUCCAGCAAGAAAAAGAUGUUGAAGUGAUGAACCUUAAGAUGGAAAUCACGAAAUUAAAGGUCUUAAUGGCAGCGCAUGGAGUCAAAGACCUUGCCUAA